CUUUGCACCACAGAUAGCACGAAGGAAAGCCAGAGGGAGUGAGCAAAAGGAGAGGAGUCAGUCGCUCCUGGGGAAGGGUGAGCGUGAGACAGGCUGGGAGAAGGAGAACAGAAAGUGUGUGUCAAACGGAGUAAAGAAGGGGGAGAAAAAAAACUACCCUAAAAGCACAUUUUAAAAACUCUGGCAAUUCAAGAAAGAAACAGGCUACGUUUCUGAACAUAGAGACAAUGAAAAGCUAAAGAAAAUUUUGCAGUUUCUGCCACAGCCUCAUAGGUGCUUGGGAAUGAAAGCAGAACUGCCUGUCUUUAACCGACUCUGAGAGGGGUAACUGGAUUAGGGACGGGUGCGCCAGUUGUUGUUUUUGGUUUUUUUUUUUUUUAACAUCUUAAAUCCUGAAAAAAAAAAAAGGCAGCAGCUCGGAAUUGAAUGAAUUGAUGGGCACAAUCCAACUUCUGGGCUGGAGAGACUGGACUUGGUCUUGCCAUUUCUGCUUCUUUGAAAGAGAAGACAGCUUGGGCUUCCUUUUAAUUUAGUUUUUCUCCUUCUCUCCCACCCCCCCAGCCUUCCCCUUUACUUCCCCCCCACUCCCUGUAUGACCACCCCCCUUUUAAAUAAGAGGGUGAAGGUGAACCACAGCGCACAAGGGAACUGACUCAGGAGGCAGAGAAGAUGGGCAUCCUCAGCGUAGACUUGCUGAUCACACUGCAAAUUCUGCCAGUUUUUUUCUCCAACUGCCUCUUCCUGGCGCUCUAUGACUCGGUCAUUCUCCUCAAGCACGUGGUGCUGCUCUUGAGCCGCUCCAAGUCCACUCGCGGGGAGUGGAGGCGCAUGCUGACCUCAGAGGGAAUGCGCUGCAUCUGGAAGAGCUUCCUCCUCGAUGCCUACAAACAGGUGAAAUUGGGUGAAGAUGCCCCCAAUUCCAGCGUGGUGCAUGUCUCCAAUCCUGAAGGAGGUGACAACAGUGAAAAUGGUGCCCAGGAGAAAACAAUUGAUGGAACCGAGUGCCACCUUCUUGACUUUGCCAGCCCUGAGCGCCCACUGGUGGUCAACUUCGGCUCAGCCACUUGACCUCCUUUUACUAACCAGCUGCCAGCCUUCAGCAAACUGGUAGAAGAGUUCUCAUCAGUGGCUGACUUCCUGUUGGUCUACAUCGAUGAGGCUCAUCCUUCAGAUGGUUGGGCAGUGCCUGGGGAUUCAUCUUCUUUGUCUUUUGAGGUGAGGAAGCACCGGAACCAGGAAGAACGAUGUACAGCAGCCCACCAGCUUCUGGAGCGUUUCUCCUUGCCGCCCCAGUGCCGAGUUGUGGCUGACCGCAUGGACAAUAAUGCCAAUGUAGCUUAUGGGGUAGCCUUUGAACGUGUGUGUAUUGUGCAGAGACAGAAAAUUGCUUAUCUGGGAGGAAAGGGCCCCUUCUACUACAACCUUCAAGAAGUCCGGCGUUGGCUGGAGAAGAAUUUCAACAAGAGAUGAAAUCUAGAUUAGCUGUUUAAAGGUAUGAUUGUAAUAGAGCUCUUUUUUUGUUUGUUUGUUUAAAUACAUGUAAAGGAAGGUAAACUAAGAACUGGAUCCACUAUUUCAACUGAGUCUUGUUGCCUCACUGAAAGACAGGAAUUUACAUGUCAGAAGAAUAUAAACCUCUAAUAUCUCAAUACUUCUUUCACCACUCAAAUGGCAUUUGGCUAAAUAGUAGCCCAUUACUUCUACUUUAAAAAAAAAAGAAAGAAAGAAAGAAAAAGAAAAUUAAAAAGCCCUGACUGAAAAGAUCCCAAGAUGAAGAGGAAGAAACCCUCUUUGAUACACCUGAUGCAUGCUUUGCGACCUGGAGAAAAGACUUACUGAAUCACUACUAUGUUAGGGAAACUACUGUCUUUGUUAUAUAAGGGGUAUUGCAUAGGCUUUAUUCAGCAUGGAUAGAGCCCAACUAGAAAAUUCCCAAACAUUUUUUUAUAAUGAGGAAUUGAAUCCAGGCCAUGUGGUGAGGACCUUGGUGUUUAACAUGUUAGAGUCGUUCCUAAUGUGCUAAUUUCCAGUCAUGUAGUGCUGUAUACUACUCUAAAUAUCCCAGAACUCACAGGUGUAUUUUUAGAUAUCAAGAAUGAUUCCCACCUGGAGGGUUAGAAUGGUCAUCUGAAAUUUGAGAGUUACUUUCUAGGCAGGUAAGGAAAGCACUAGAGGAAAAUCAAGUUGACAAGCUAGGAAAAGGAGGCAGAAAGAUUAGGAGGCUUCAUAGAGUUUCACCUUGAAGCGAUAAAGAAUGGGACAAAUUUGUUAGCCAUAGAAACAUUCACAAGGCCAGAGAAAUAAGAAGCUCAACUAAACAUAGCAUAAAGAAUAUACAUAGGAAAUCGAUGUACUUAUCAAUACUCCUAGAUUGAGGGAGAAAGGGGGAUUGAAAGGCAAAAAAACACUCUUCAAUAUUUGUAUUUAUGAGGGUUUUUUUGUGUGUGUGGAAUAAUUACUUUUUGAAACAUGUUUGUGGUGUGUAUAUUUUCAAUGGGUGAAUUAUACCCCAUAAUACCAACUAAAGGUAAAACCAGUGGAUCCACUAGUGCUGGUCUGUCCCUCUCCAUCCCUACAAUUAAGAUGUGGCCCCAGUUAUUCUUGGUCCCAAUCUCUGUACUGUGUAGAAGUGUUCUCUCUCUCUCUCUCUCUCUCUCUCUCUCUCUCACACACACACACACACAUUCAUUUUCAGAUGCUGUGGGAAGUAGGUACCUUAAGCAUUCAGCUGCAGCACUGUUUUCUUCCCAAAGUAAACUAUAAUGAAUGAUUAGUGCAAACAAAUAAGGUUUCUUCAGUUGCAAAAUAGAGGAAGAGAAAGUUAGUUUGAGACAAUUCCCAUCAGUAAUUUUGGAGACCUUGAUAUAAGGCAAUCCUCAAUAGUAUGGAAUUUGGUAAAAUGGAAUUCCCAUUGACAUUUGAAUUGGACUUUGGGUCUUCCUUUGUUCCUAUUAGCUGAGGUCUAGUAAUCUAAGGCCUCUAUAGAACAUUAAUAUAAUGUUAUUUUAAUAUAUAUGUGUAUAUAUAUGCCAUAUUUCUCUUUAAAAUGAAGACAUUAUAGUUUUACCUAUAAGUAAUAUAAGUAAUAUCUAAAUAUCAUAACCUCUAAAAGAAUAGACCUACUAAUUUUAUAUCAUAAAUUUUUUAUUGUAAAUUUAAGGAUGCUAUCAAUUCACAAUAUAUGGUUGUAUUUAUGUGUACAAUCAAAGGUUCUUAUGACCAUUCCACUAAUAAUUGAAUCAUAAAAUAUAACUAAUAGAAAAAGAUAUCUAAAGUUGGAAAUAUCUUCCUGAACUAGUUGCCUGAAAUGAAAAAAAAAAAGUGGGAACUGAGUGUGUAAGAACCAAAAGUCUAUUUUUUUAAAAAACUGGAGCAACAUAGUCAUAUCACUAGUUAGUCUAUUAUUUAGAGUUUUAAAGCACCAUUUUAACUGGAUUUUUUUUAUAGCAACAUUUAAGCUUCUCAAUAUCUUAAAUCCUCCAAAACAUACCCACAAAAAAACAAGGCAGAUUUUAACAAUGUGACAUUAUCUAAUGAAUUUCUGGAAAAAUCACAUUGAGAAUAGAUUAUUUCAGAGUACUCACUUGUUAAACUCUAUUACUCGAGGCUUCUCUGUGGGCCCCACUGAUUUUUAUCUUCAAAAUGGUGUUGAGAUUUAUGUGGUACGCAAGUGAAGAAUCAGUUGCCGUACACUCACACUGUUGUCCUUCAAUUUCCCCUUUGUUCUACAUGUACAAUGAUGGAACAGAAUGUUAGAGAAGCUGGUGGGGGGAUGAGAUUUGCCUAAGGCAGUCAGUGCUAGUCGUCUGGGGAAAAGGAUGGUGAAAAAUCACCCAGUUGUGAUACAUUUUUAAAGAAGGAGAGAGUUGUGUGCGUGCAGUUCCUCUCCCUGAGGAUAGUCCAAUGGAGAAAUGAAGCAGUGGAAGUAGACAUACAAAGGCAUAGGCUGAAUAUCAGGGAAAACGAUGUUCAACUGAACAUAGAAGAAUCACUGGAAGAAAGGCUGUGGGGGGGGGGGCAAUGGAGAAAGUGAAUUGACAAAGCUCAGGAAUCCUGUAAUAUUUAGAAUGGCUUGGUAUUAUCAGAAUUAUGAUAAGCCUGUAAUUAUGUAACCUAUUUAUCUCAACAUAAACUUUUAUGAUUUCCUGUGAUGUAUCUUUUAUGAACUUAACAAAACUCAUUAUUUCAGAUAGAGGGGAAUCGAUGCUUAGCUGAUAUUCUCAGAGUAAUUAUUAGAUUGUCAAUACCCACCCACCCUAUCCUGUCUUUUAUAAAGUAUGUUCCUUUGAAGAAUUGUAGUUCUUAUUCUCACAAGGAAAACAUUUUAUAUAUAUAUAUAUAUAUGUAUAUAUUUAAAUUUUAUACACAAAAUUUUGAGUUGUUCUUCUUAGUGCGUAAGCAUCUUUUCCCCCUGUGUUUACAUGGAGCUACAGUUUAGCUUUUUAAACUGAAUUACCUUGUCUAUUAUUGAAAUAGUCUCCAAGCAAUUUUAGAUAGUAUCGUAACAUCUGGAUUCUCCCAAACAUGUAAUGUUUGAAAGGCUUGUCUUGGAACUAUUCAAAACUUACUUUAUUUUAUUGCUUAGAGAAAUUAUUAGUGGAAUCAACAAUUACUUUCUUAAAUGGGCAUGAAUGAAAUGCCUGCACAGCAGUGUAGACGUGUUUGAUACAGAUAUUAAAACCUAACUGACCUCUUUAGAAGCAGAUUAGUUACUCAGUUUUUGCUUUGUAUAGCUAAAGUGAUGGUCAUUUAACUUAUAUGAUGUUUUAUAUUUAUGUUUUAGAUAUCUGGUCCUAUGUCUUCACCUUGUUUAUAGAAUGUAUCCCCUGAUUUUUGGUAAUAUCAACUUCUAAAAGGCCUAUUGAGUUAAUUAAAUUCUGCCAUUAACAAGGUAAUGCCUCUUCUAUGAUCAAGGAAGAAAAAAAGAAGACUGCUGUCUUUCAUUUUGCCUGAGUAUAUUUCACUAUUUGGGCUCUUGAAUAAAAAUUAUGAAAUAUGGUGAGGUCAUGCAUGGGUACUGCCUUGCUGCCUAAAGUACCAGAGGGGCAGGUAGGAGACAAUACCUAGGCCUUUGGGAGAAUUCCCAGCUGGAUACAAGGUAUCCUCAGCAUGCCCUACGAGCUAUGUCCAUAGCAAGAAGAAUGCACUGAUGUAUAGGACUUCCCAUUCUGUAAAUCCUAAGAAGAUAAACCUGGAUAUUUAUUCCACCUGACCUCUGACUGACGGUUUAGAAAAUAAGCUUAAUAAAAAUCACAUGGCCAUUGUAAAGGGGAAAACGUAGACAUUGACUUCCGUUCCACUGACAGAUUAAUGAAAAUCUUUGCCAGCAUUUCAAGCUUUUCAGAUGACAUGCCCAAUGUCAUCUCUCUCAGCAGUGGAGAUUAACAAUGAGACUUUUAAUUCUAGGAGCUUAAAAAAGAGAUAUUGCCAAAAAUCAGAGCUAAAGUGUUGUUUGAUAUAUUAUAACCUCCCUACUUCUUCCUCCUUCAUCUUAAAAAUAGACGCUAAACCCAACCUUCAUUUAUAAGUCCAGAAUGAAGCAUAAAUACAACCUCACUUGGUGAUCAGCAUUCUCUUGGUAGUGUCCUGAGGUGCUCUGUGAAAGAAGGGGACAGGACCUGGGAGGGUCAGGAAGUUGCUAACUGGGAAGAACUGGGCUCUGAGGGCUUGGUCUACUGAUUUGGGAAGAUUCAGAAAGAAACUUCUCACCAUUGGAGGAGGGCUGAAUGUCACUGAGUGACCUUAGGGGGAGCCAAAUAUUGAGCCACUUCCUAAUGCCUUACAUUCUGGAUAGCACCAGAAGCGAGGUCUCAGAAGUAAGAGACCCAGCUCUGUUCCACGGUGAGUCUGAACCAAUGGAAAGCAAACAUGUACAAAUAUCCAAACAAGACUGCUCACGCAAGUCGGGUCUUGUUGCCCGUCUUGGGCAGCAGCACCAGAGCUCCAGGGAGUUUAUUUAAUAUUUACUGAAGAGACUUCGAAGACCUAGGAGAUGUUUAAUGAAGUCACUAUUUUGGCUCAAAGCUCCCCCUAUCUGCCCCCCCCCCCCGCCACCCCUGAAAA
This is a messenger RNA of Rhinolophus ferrumequinum (greater horseshoe bat), 6063 nucleotides long. It is a transcript of the gene DIO2, whose product is annotated as iodothyronine deiodinase 2. Gene Ontology annotation, molecular function: thyroxine 5'-deiodinase activity. The transcript is spliced from 2 exons. The record is from RefSeq and is a predicted model, not a curated record. Lineage: Eukaryota; Metazoa; Chordata; Mammalia; Chiroptera; Rhinolophidae.